GGAUGCGACCCGGAUUUUCUUGCUUUCUUUUUCUUUUCUCGUCUCGUCCUUUCCGUGCCCUUUUGGGAUGGAGAAAUUGAAGACGGUCAGUAGGGGUAAGUAGCAUUUCCAUUUAUAAACAGACCCUCCAAGAAGCCAAGAAGAACAGCACACAGGCCUCAGUUCAUCGAGAGAGACAUGGAAGAGGAAACUGAGGCCCUGGAGGAGAUGGAGAGAGAGCUCGAGGAGAUGAGGGAGUGUUACAGGAGCGGGAGGACGAUGGAGGCCUCUUGGAGGAAGUCACAGCUCAAAGGGUUGCUUCGACUCCUCAGGGAAAGAGAGGAGGAGAUCUUCAGGGCCCUCCAUCAGGACCUGGGCAAGCAUCCUGCGGAGGCCUACAGGGAUGAGAUAGGAAGCUUGAUAAAGUCUGUGAACUAUGCAUUGGACGGCUUGAAAAGAUGGAUGUCCGGCAAUAAGGCUAAACUGCCAAGAAUCGCAUUACUCACUACUGCGAAGAUUCUUCCCGAGCCUCUUGGUCUAGUGCUGGUAAUCUCAUCCUGGAACUUUCCAAUCGGACUAUCCUUGGAACCGCUGAUAGGAGCGCUAGCUGCAGGCAAUGCCGUGGUUUUGAAACCUUCAGAGUUGGCUCCGGAAUGCUCUUCUCUUCUAGCCAAUGCUAUUCCUUAUUAUUUAGACGACAAAGCUGUGAAAGUCAUUCAAGGUGGUCCUGGCAUCGGAGAACGACUUCUGCAUAAAAAAUGGGACAAAAUAUUCUUCACAGGGAGUGCCCGGAUAGGACGGAAAGUCAUAGCGGCAGCAGCGGAGCAUCUAACGCCCGUUACUCUGGAGCUUGGUGGAAAAUGCCCUGCCGUGAUAGACACUCUCUCCAGCUCUUUCGACAGAAAGGUGGCUGUGCAAAGAGUUCUUGGGGCGAAAUUUAGUUUCUCAGCGGGACAAGCAUGCAUUGGAGUGGACUAUGUCCUAGUGGAGAAGAAAUUCAGUUCCGCUUUGGUUGAAUUGAUGAAGGUGGUGAUGAAGAAGAUGUUUGGGGAAAGUCCAAGGGAGUCGCAAAGUGUUGCGAGAAUCGUGAAUAAGCAUCAUUUCUUAAGAUUGCGGAGCCUUUUACUCGAUCCUCUGGUCAAAUCUUCUAUCGUCUACGGGGGAUCAAUGGAUGAAGAGAGCCUGUUCAUUGAGCCAACGAUCUUGAUGGAUCCUCCACUUCAAGCGGCAAUCAUGAUGGAUGAAAUCUUCGGCCCAUUACUUCCCAUUGUAACCCUGAACAAGAUAGAAGACAGCAUCGAGUUCAUAAACUCAAGGCCUAAGCCGUUAGCCAUCUAUGUCUUCACUAAAGACGAGCCGCUGAGGAGGAGCAUGGUAUCGAAGACAUCGUCUGGGAGCAUCGUAUUCAACGAUGCAAUCAUUCAGUAUCUAGCCGAUACUCUCCCAUUCGGUGGAAUUGGUGAGAGCGGGAUGGGCAGAUAUCACGGGAAGUUCUCCUUCGACACCUUCAGCCACCAAAAAGCAGUGGUGAGAAGAAGCUUCCUCGUCGACUUCUGGUUCAGAUUCCCGCCUUGGAACGAUCACAAGCUGCAGCUCUUCCGGUCGUCAUAUCACUAUGACUACCUCGGGAUCGUUUUGACCGUGCUGGGCCUGAAGAGGACGAACAGAGCCUCGAAAGGCAUCUAGACGUCUAACCGAGCAUGCCUGCCAUGUCCAAUGAAGCAUCCUCGUUAAUCUAAAGAAGAUAAUUCCAUAUAUGGCAUCAACUGGCUGCGUUUGCAAGGCUUCCGGCGUCCCGUAUCUUUCACUGAAUAUGUAUGGUGCGACCUUCUACCACUUGAGAAUUAUGAAGAGAUUGCUUUAUACAUGCGCGAGGAAGAGGGUUGCUUUGUCAUAGAUUCGAGCUUUGUUUAGAAGAUCGUUUCACGUACCAAACUCCUGCUGUCUCAAAGAUCACGAACCAGAUCCUCUAGUUCCGAGUUCAUGUACUAUUCCACAUUGCGAAAGCACGUGUUCAUCGAGUUUAGCA
Molecule: messenger RNA, 2008 nt
Organism: Eucalyptus grandis
Lineage: Eukaryota; Viridiplantae; Streptophyta; Magnoliopsida; Myrtales; Myrtaceae
Product: aldehyde dehydrogenase family 3 member F1
Exons: 10
Coding region: 178-1665 (495 amino acids)
Biological process (GO): aldehyde metabolic process
Cellular component (GO): cytoplasm
Molecular function (GO): aldehyde dehydrogenase (NAD+) activity
Source: RefSeq, a predicted model, not a curated record